GGGCGAUAUAACCUUAUGGGACCACUAUAUGGAUGGUAUCAAGUAUAAUAACCUCCUGAACUGACUACUUUAAAGAAAUCUUCCUUCAGAAAGUUCAUGUUUCCAAGAUUCCUUGAUGAACUGGCCAGAAUCAUAAAGCAAUGUUAGGCCUCUCAGGAUGGAUAUCACCCGCCUGCUCCUGGCCACCCUACUGGUCUUCCUAUGCUUCCUCACUGCCUACAGCCACCUGGCACCUGAGGAGAAUUCUGAGGAUGACAAGAACCUGAAAAACAACUCCGAGAACCCAUCAGGUGUCUCUAUUGUGGCACUGAACAAGAAAUCCAAAGAGAUCAGCAGAAAUGAAGCAGAAGAGAGGACGAUGUCUUCCAAGAAAAAGGCUCCGAAGAAGGAAGCGCGGCCCCGGCCUCGGCCCCAGCGGCCCCCGCCCUGCGUGGCCACCCGCGAUAGCUGCAGGCCGCUGGCGCUCCCCUGCUGCAACCCGUGCGCCACCUGCAUAUGCCGCUUCUUCGGCAGCAUCUGCACCUGCCGCGUGUUCAACUACUACUGCUGA
Molecule: messenger RNA, 550 nt
Organism: Dipodomys ordii (Ord's kangaroo rat)
Lineage: Eukaryota; Metazoa; Chordata; Mammalia; Rodentia; Heteromyidae
Gene: Asip
Product: agouti signaling protein
Exons: 5
Coding region: 158-550 (130 amino acids)
Biological process (GO): melanosome organization; positive regulation of melanin biosynthetic process; hormone-mediated signaling pathway
Cellular component (GO): extracellular region
Molecular function (GO): neuropeptide hormone activity; melanocortin receptor binding
Source: RefSeq, a predicted model, not a curated record